This is a messenger RNA of Scophthalmus maximus (turbot), 9862 nucleotides long. RefSeq names its product syntaxin 1B (gene stx1b). Gene Ontology annotation, molecular function: SNARE binding; SNAP receptor activity. Gene Ontology annotation, cellular component: SNARE complex; endomembrane system; plasma membrane. Gene Ontology annotation, biological process: exocytic insertion of neurotransmitter receptor to postsynaptic membrane; vesicle fusion; intracellular protein transport. The record is from RefSeq and is a predicted model, not a curated record. Bases 402 to 1268 code for a protein of 288 amino acids. The transcript has 10 exons. NCBI's taxonomy places the organism in Eukaryota, Metazoa, Chordata, Actinopteri, Pleuronectiformes, Scophthalmidae.
CCUCCCUCCCUCCCUCCCCCUCUCUCUCUCUCGGUCGGUUUUCCUGCCGGGCUGCUGCUUUGCGCGCUGCGGGGCCACACUGCGACCGCACCGAGGAGGACGAGGAGGAACCGCGGAGCGACCGGGGACGAGUCAGAGGCACAAUCAGGAGAAACAGAAGAGACAUCGCGCGGAUAAAGAGACGCACCUGAGCAGCGGCGACGCGUCCACCGCGCGUCCUCAUCUCUUCUGUCGGUUCAAACGAGUGGACACGACGAGGAGACGCGCCGCGGGAGAAUCUUCAGGAAUCUCGGACCCGAAACGACGAGCGACGCGGUGUCGGAAGCCCCCCCACCCCCCACCCCCCCCCGCACCAGGGCCGAUUCUCCGUUGUCUAGCAGCCAGCGCGGCGCGGCGACACCAUGAAGGACCGUACGGCGGAACUGCGAAGUGCUAAGGACAGUGAUGACGAUGAGGAGGUGGUGCAGGUCGACAGGGACCACUUCAUGGACGAGUUCUUUGAACAGGUUGAGGAGAUCAGAGGCUGCAUAGAGAAGCUGUCAGAGGACGUGGAGCAGGUGAAGAAGCAGCACAGUGCCAUCCUGGCUGCGCCAAACCCUGACGAGAAGACCAAGCAGGAGCUGGAGGACCUCACAGCUGACAUCAAGAAAACAGCCAAUAAAGUUCGUUCAAAAUUAAAAGCAAUCGAGCAGAGCAUCGAGCAGGAGGAGGGUCUCAACAGAUCAUCAGCGGACCUCAGGAUCCGCAAGACGCAGCACUCGACGCUGUCACGCAAGUUUGUGGAGGUGAUGACUGAGUACAACACCACGCAGUCCAAGUACCGCGACCGCUGCAAGGACCGUAUCCAGAGACAGCUGGAGAUCACCGGCAGAACCACCACCAACGAGGAGCUGGAGGACAUGUUGGAGAGUGGCAAGCUGGCCAUCUUCACCGAUGAUAUCAAGAUGGACUCUCAGAUGACGAAGCAGGCGCUGAACGAGAUCGAGACCCGACACACCGAGAUCAUCAAACUGGAAAACAGCAUCCGCGAGCUGCACGACAUGUUCGUGGACAUGGCCAUGCUGGUGGAGAGCCAGGGAGAGAUGAUUGACCGAAUUGAGUACAACGUGGAACACUCCGUCGACUACGUGGAGCGAGCCGUGUCCGACACCAAGAAGGCCGUCAAAUACCAGAGCCAGGCUCGCAAGAAGAAGAUCAUGAUCAUCAUCUGCUGCGUCAUCCUGGGCGUGGUCCUGGCGUCAACCAUCGGCGGCACGCUGGGCUUCUGAGACGCUCCGCCGCCCGCCACCGUGAUGACCGACACCGACCGACCGACCGUCCGACCGACAGCCAGCAGAGAAGAGAAAACACCAAUGACGACAACAACAACAACAACACAAAAACUUGAAACACAAAUGCAAGACCGAAAACCAAUUAGCUAUAGGAGGAUAUAACCGUCCAAUCACAGAUAAGAGGAAACACCACUGGGUUGGGUGGGGUUAAAAAAAAAAGACAAAAAAAACCACAUCCCAUUAUAACUGACUUAAAUACAUAACAUAUACAGAAGAGGCUACAACUCGACCUAUUUAUUACAGAUGUAAAUGUACUGAACAUGAAGCGACACAUGGGUUUGCGCUACCUGUAAAGAUUAUGAUCUAUAAUAUGGCAUUUACUUGUUUGUUUGUUUUGCCUUUUUUUCUUAUUUUUUAACAGUUUCUUUUGUUUUUCUCGAGUCUCCGAGGACGGUGACGCUGCCGGGCGGAGUCCUGCGGGACCGGACAUUCCAGAGCCCACCGUUCUUUUACCUUUUCCUUUAACAUUUACUUUCUGGUAGAGUUUCUGGAACAAGGACGUUUCUAGAACGUCACACAAGACGUUCUAAAAGAAACGCUCACCUCUAACAACGAAGGCUUCUCGAGAUCUAAAAGGUCAGAGAGCGCAGACGGGAACGGAGGAAGGUUCUGGAAUAAAGUCCCGCAGGACGAGCGCCCUCUGCUGUUGGUACGACCAACUUUGUCCCCUUGUUUCUGGGAGGGAGGGCCCGACUCCGACGCCUCUUUAGACCGUCUCUCAUUGGUCGCUCACUCCUGUCAUUCACCUCGUCAGCCAAUUAAAUUAGCUCAGACUGGCAGAGUCCGACCUGCCGCGCAACAUUUAUUGACCCAAAAGGAAACAGCAUGACAGCCGGUCGGUCGGGGCGAGGCGUCAUUGCAGCGUGGCAGGUUUCCACGGCAACGGUCACAUCUAUCCAACCAAAGAGCCCGGGGAGGGCGGGGCCUCUGGUCCUCCCGCUGAGGUCAACUGGCCGGUGGCAGGAAAUGUGAUAUUUGAUUGACAGGUGAAUGGUGGGAAAGACCAGGGGAAGGAGGAGGGUGGGAGGAGACGGACAGUUAAUCUAUGCAGUUUAGAUCAGGGGACUCGUCCCGCCUCCCCCACCCGAGGUGGCCAAUGAGGAUCCAGGGUUCACGUUACGCACCGAAAGACUCGAAUCUCGAGGCCGGGGGUCGUCUCCGAGCCGUCACGACUGUUCUUCCGGAAGAAUCUUAAAAAAUGAGGGACACAUUUAAAAAAUACAGAAGAAAAAAUAGAAUAUAACAUAAAAUAUAACUUUACAAACAAUCCAGACAACGAACCAGACGAAGAGAAGAUGCUGGCGUGCCCCGGUCACCUGAGUGUCGUGGUCCUGUCGUCGCUUUUGUUGUUUUUUAAAGGGGAACGUUUGUUGCCUCGUUGUUUCCGUGGUGCUGCUGUCUUAGUGCGUGCGUGACGUGUCCCGUGACGUAUCGGCCUCAUCAGUUAGCGGUUGUUGUUUAGUCCAUAUGGUUUGAUGCAUUCGCCUGUUUCCUCCCUGCAUCCCUCCACGUGUGUGUGUGUGUGUGUGUGUGUGUGUGUGUGUGUGUGAUGUUUAUCUCACAACAUUCGACUGCCUGAUUACACAGGUGCUACUGAACAGCAGAGGCUUCUCCUAUUGGUGGACUUCCUCGUGGAACAUGUGACUCACACAUUCACAUCACAUGACAACACCUCAUGAACACGUUUCCUGUUUCACACAGACACACUGCAAAUCCCCUGAACACACACACCUUUGACUUCCCCGUGUCACACACCAACGCUUGUGUUAGACUGUGUAGCUUAGCAUGCGGUUAGCGUUAGCUCGUGUUGUGUGUAGAUCGUGUAGAAGCUGCUCGUUGGAGACUCAUUGCAAGUUUUCUGGUCUUUUCUAUGUGAGAGAUUCUUUCCUGGUGUCCAGAGCCGUCGGGAGAGAAUAAAGAAACACGUUCAGUUUCAUUCUUGACCCUGAAAAUAAAGACAAAACAUAAUCUUAAAGUUCACUUCCGAGCUCUUUUACGGAUUGUUUUACUGCAUCUCGUGGUGGAAUUCAAUCUUCUGAUGGUGUUGGAGGUUCUGGUAAAAGACUCGUAAGAUGCUUUUUGUCCAGUUAUUUGAGUUACAGUUAACAGCAGUGAAGCAUUCGACACUGCAAACAUGUAGCAAUAUACCGAAAGCAAAUAACUCCCAGUCAAUCAGACUGUGUUAGCAUUAGCAGUUAGCAGUCAGCAGUUAGCGGUAUGUUUGCACAAGACGACCGGACUUCUCUACUUCUUCUUACACGAAUAAAGAGCAGCUCAUAAUCUCAUAUGAGUUAUCAGUGAGUAGCGUGUUCACCUGCUCCAGACUGAGACAACAUACAUGUGCGUUACAUUUCACGACUGUGUAUGUAGUAUGUGGAAGCAUGUUGUGUUGUGUUGCCGAUGACGUGGUCUUUGUUGAGACGUGACUCCGAUGUGUGUGUUGCCCCAAACUGAACCUGCGCGUUGUUGAGGAGGAAGAUCGUCCAGGUGAUGUGGAGGUUCACGCUUCUGUUGAGGCCUCGCAUGGACGAUCCUGCGCCGCUAGCAACGACCUCGACACCACGGGAAAGAUCAGGCAACACUGCGCUCGAAGCAAUAAAGUCAGUUUGUUAAAGUUCUGUUUCAUUCCACAGACAAAGUGUUUGCGAGCUCCGUCUAGAUUCUGCCCCGAGGUCGUUCGUAGCUGUGGAGUUGCGACGUGAGCAGUUGUUUCAUUAAAAUCCUUACAUUCACUGUCUGGAUGAAUGGAUGUGACUGACAUCACUCUCUCCAAACAACUGUGAUAGAAAAGAUCUGAUUCUUUGAUAGAAACGUCAAAGCGACUAUCGUUGUUGAAGGCUGCGCUCGGAAAAGAUGCUAGCAUGAUGUGGCGUUGGUAUCGUUAGCCAUGUCGUGAGCGAUGAGACGUUAGAUCACGCUAGCUCCUUUGUCUCAGCUAACAAUGUAGACACGAGCAGACGUGUGGAAUAUUCAAGUCCUGGUGGUUUGUGUCGUUUGCUGUAAUCUCCGCGAUGCUGUGUAUGAAUCCGCUCGGUGAAUAAAGGACGAGGGUUUGUAGGUUUGAGGUUCGAGAGAUUAGUGGAGGUGGAAUUUGAUUUCAUUCUUUUACUUCUCAAAACUAAAACUUGUCCCCCGAAGCAAAGAGCCCGACCCCUCGAAGCAGCAAAGUCCAAUAGAUGUUUGUUCAGAUUAAUUGUCAGUAGAUUUAGAAUAAUUUAGCACUUUUUCUCGGCUGUUGUGUUGUCAAUGUUCAUGGCUACUUUCUGUAUUUAUGAGUGGUUUUGCAUCGUUGGAGUGUAGUUCAACCAUUAUAUAUGUCCACUAAUAUCAAACCAUGUUCCGCUGUGAAUCAAACCUCCAGUACGCUCGUUUCUACUACAGUUCCCAAAUUUCAGACACGUGUUUGGGUAGUUGACAAAAAUCCAGAAAACUAAACUGAUCUGCCUGUUUUCAAAGUCAAUGCAUUUCACCUCCACCAAUCAUAGUGCUUUGUUCUUCACCUGCAUCGUCAAGUCAUCCACGCGGUUCUUCAUUCAGUUACAUGUUCUAGAUGGUCGAUGGUUAUUGAGGUGACGUCACGGUGGUCGCGGUGCCUGGUGAGGCCGUGGUGACGUGAGGACGAUGUCAUUACACCAGCCAGCUUGUCUACUCUUGACAUUUCUUUGCCGUAUGUGUGUUUUCUGUAAAGUUCCUGUUUCGGUGGCAGCCAUCCAUCAGGCCCGCCCCCGUCCGCCAGGGACAAACAUCACAAAAGCAUAACGGCACGGAGGUUCUGGUUAAUGAAACAACUCCGCCAAGGUUUGGAAGUUUGUCCAAGUAUGAGGUUCCCUGUCCUCUCGUCUUCCCUCUGCCCUUUUGUUUUGUAGUUGUUGGAUUUUACAAAAAGAGGAUGUUGAGGAUCGGGAGUCUGCCCCUUCCCGUCCCCAGCAGACCCCGCCCAUCCGGUUGUGUGUAAAAAUGAUAAUGAUAACAAUAAUAAUAAUAAUAAUAAUAAAAAAGGCAUGCAAAAGCGUUGUGGAGUUUGCAUGAUGGUGUUUUUUGUAUCCAGCCCCCAGCAGCCCUCCAUGUCCUGCACUUUACCGCUCAUCGGACCCGACUUUGGUUGGUUACUUCACUUGUUCCCACGUCGUCCACACCCUCAAUUAUUUGUAUUUAAUCUAAAGUUGAAAACAUGUUGGCGUCAACAUGUUUUCUGAAACAUAUUGUUGGAACAGUAGGUGUUUUGUUCAAGGAGUGAGUUGAUAUUCAAAUGUGAAAAGUUACACUUUUAAAAAAAUAUGCUGCCAUCGACCUCAGCCAUUCUGCUUUCCCCUGACGUUGACCUCCUGACCUCCGGCGGGGGUCACGCCCCACGUGCGGUGUUUUACUGGAGGAACUUUGAUUAUUGUGAUAAGUGUGAAAACCUCGACCUGUGGGCGAACCUGGCGUCGCCCCUCCACCUGGCCUUGUGUGUGUGCAGCAUGCCGCCCUUCCUCUUCAGUCAAACAAGAUCGGUGUAUAAGUGUGUGUGUGUGUGUGUGUGUGUGUGUGUCAGAGCAGCACAGGUUUGUUUCGAUGUGCGAAGCGUCCGAUCGCAGGUCCACGGGUUGCAGCCGUUUGACGAGGUCUGCUUUGAGAGAUCAGACAUAUUUACGCUAUGAUCACUGUUAUUGUUGUUAUAUUUAUUAGAAUUCAAACCAAAGCGUGUUUUGCUCUCCCCUCAUGUGUUCCCACAAUGUUUUCCCGCUAAUAUCAAAGAGCACAACACGAGUCAAGUUUACACUGAGAUCUACGUCAAAAAUGAAAAAAAUAUAUGAAAGUAUAAAAAUCCUACGGUGACUAUAGGAACAAAAGGCCAGCGCCCCCUACCUGCCACCAGCCCUCACCGCAUGUUGGUCUGAACCUUUCCACUAGUUAUCUCACGCCACAAAAACCACGUCUGGCCCCGCCCACCUCUCUUUCCAUGUGUAGACGUUAGUUUGUGGUCACAUGACACAAAAGAUUAGCAUACGUACGAGGCUCAUCCGGAGACAAAGGUGAUGCUUUUCUAAUUCUAGUUUUCAAUUUGCUGUUUAUCUUGUUAUGGUGUCAUAUUUUUGUGUACAGCUUGUUUCCAGUCUCUGCGUUCACACGACAGGAUCAAUACUCGCCUGCAGGUUUGAAGGUUUAUCUAGCUAGUCAGUCCACAACCAACCAAAACCUCCUCUCGGUCCAGAACAAUGGUGUUUGUGCAAAUGACAGUAAAUGUCAUGAGAUCGUUCGACGACGACGACAAAGCAGCGCUAGCUAACAACGCUUUGUUGAGACUGACUGUCACCACCGCUGCAUCUGUACCAAACAUCCCACAACACCAACAUGUUCAAUCCUUUAAUCCUCCAAACUUCAGCCCUGUGAGCUGAUGUGCUUUAGCGCCGGCUUCCAGCUCAUCAGCUGUUUUCUGUGAGGGGACAUUAUUUUGUCCGCGCUAAUCAGUAUUGAGUUCUCGGUCCAGGCAGCUACAUUAGCCGUUACCAGGAGCUUUUAGCCAAUUCUGGUAAAACAAUUAUGAUUAUUCUACAUCGACCUGCACAGCUCAUCUACGUCUUCGUCCUCCAUCCUUCCUACAACCUUCUGAUUGGCUCGGCUGGUUUGAAAUUAGCACCACCUGUAUGAUACAAUUGUGUUUCCAAAUUUACUGUCGCGCACAUGAAAUACAGAUGAUCUGUAGAUUGAUUGGGGUCACAUGACAUCAUCACAGAGAGUCCAGUGCGUGCUAGUUAGCUAGCUAGUGCCAAUCAACCUACUGUGAGCAUUUUCCUGCGCGUGAGAACGGACCGCAGCCUUGUCAACUGAAGUCACAUAUAUAGGCAAGAAUAUGUAUAUAAAUAUAUAUAUAUAUAUAUAUAUAUAUAUAUAUAUAUAUAUAUAUAUAUAUAUAUAUAUAUAUAUUACACCAACAAGCUGCAUUUCUAUGACUGUGUGGCUCCAUAGCCAUUACUGCUUCAGAGCGGGAACAGAGAGCAGGAAAAAAUCAUCCGGAGAGAGUUUGGUUGCAACACCAAGACUCCAAAGAUUGACCUACCGUUAGCUGUUAGCUGUUAGCUGUUAGCCAUUAGCCUGCGUGUGGAAGUACGAUGGCGUGUUGUCUCACACACUUAUUGCAGAUGGACUCGUGGUUCGUGUCGUGUUCGCGUCACUUCUUGCACAUGACACGUGUGAGACACAUCACAACCCGUAGUUUUUUCUGCAAAUAGUUUUUUGGGUUUGAAGCAGCAGCACAACAUCUGCCGACAGGUGUCGGUCUUCCAACCUCGUACACAACAGACGCCCGGUUCAAAGACUGGCGAGGAUUCACGUUAGUCGUGCUUCUUGUUCCUCCGCUGUCGGACUGUCAAACUCCUCUCCACGAUGAUUUUUGUCUUCCUGAAACUAUUUUCAAAAAACCAAAACCUGUUCAGCGCCCGGCUCUGGAUGACGACAACACGAGCACGUUUGUCUGUUGCGACUUCUUUCUGUAGCAGCUGCAACUUUAUAUUCACUGUUGUUUGUGACGAUGAUUUCUUUGAAGCUACGCCCACGUCCUUCUGCUCUCUCACCACACGAGGCAGUAUUUGGUUUGAUCAGUGUUUUUUUCCACUAGUGGGGGGGGGGGGGGGUCAGGGGAGGGGCCAUGGAGUUGGACCACACCCACAUGGUCUCUGCCAUAGCAAGUAGGAAAGACACUUAAAUAACAUUGUUAUUAUCAUUAUUAUUGUUAUUAUUAUUAUUAUUAUUAUUAUUAUUAUUAUUACCAUAAAUCAAAAUAAAAUGCAGUAAAACAUUUGCAAAAACCCAGAGGGAGAACGAACGGCUUCACACAAAGUGAUCAAACAAACAUAGAAACUUUCAAAAGGAGGUUGUGACGAUUCUAUAAUAGCAAUGAUCUACAGAAGAGGAGUUAUGUUAUCAUAAAUAAUAGUAGUAAUAUUGAAUAUUGAAUGCUCGCAAUUUUGUCAAACUGAAACUGGAUUCUUUGUGUUAUGUAAUUAUUGUAAAUAACUUCAAAGAGAAAAGAUGACUUGCAUGUCUAUGUAUAAAUCUACUGAGAUAUCUAUUCCCGUCAAAGUUGACCAGUAGUUCGAUCUCUGUCCUUUUACGCUUCUCCCCUCAAGCCCCGCCCCUCCGUCCUCCCGGCCCCGCCCCUCCCCCCUCCCUUGUCCUCUCCAAUCGGCCCAGACAUGAGAACAGAGAGAGAGACAAACAUGGCCGACCUGCUGCUCUGACGUGUUUCACUCGUCUCUUUGUUCCAGCAGGAUUUUUUCUCUUCGUGGUGUCGACACCACCCCAGUUCCAGAGGCUCCGCCCACUGGCUCCUCUGAUGAAAGUGCUUCCCUCCAUAUUAGGAAAAAUGUACCCCGCCUCCAGGGCUUUCCAGGCCACGCCCCCUGAUCACUUCAGAAGCCCUUUUAGCGGUUUCCCAACUCUCUCUCUCUCUGUUUGACUCGAUGUCUCUCGACCACAGCUAGCUUUAGCCCGUAGCUCCAACCCGUUUCCUUCACUGGACACUUAGCUCGGGCCAAUCAGAAGCCUGAUCAGGAGCGACACCGCUAACAUCAACGAGUCUUGUUACAGAGAAGUGUUACGGUAUCGUAAUGUUUAACGAUCUUGACGUUUUAAUAACACAAUAUUGUCCAUGGUCGUCAUGGUAACAGCUGGAACAAGCUUUGAUCACGUCAGUGUUUCUGCGUCAGGCAGAGGUUCCUCCACACGUCGUCGUUGGGUUCCUGCAGAACGCCUGAAGUUCAGUUUCUCAAAAGCAUCGAAGCGUCGAUCGGAGGUCAGAGGUCAGAGGUCGGAUCACGGUUGUUUCCUGGUCAACACGAUGUCAGAUCGAAGCUUCGAUGUGUUUGAGGGACGCGGUCGACCCACAGUCGCCCCCUGGUGCCGGGCCCCAGACUCUCGCCUCACACAGGCCAACCACAACAAAGCGUGCAAUAUACAGAGAAACAAGGGCUUUCCUUCUCGUGCAGAGGCGUUCAGGGCCCGGCCAAUGAGCUCAGGCCUCCUGCAGGAACUCUGCUGACAUCAUCGCACGCAUCACAGACGAGGGACCCAGAGGAGCAGGCGGGGCCGGCGGUGGGAGGGCGGGGCCGAGCUGGAGGUUACGGGAGGACAGGGCCGUCGCCAUGUAGACGCAACUUUGACCGGAAAUGCAACUUGUGUCCCGUUUUCUUUGUGUGUGUGUAUGUGUGUGCAUAGCGUAAUGUAAAAGCGAUCUGUCCCCCCCUCCCUCUUAGACCCGCCCCCUCAACCCUGCCCCCCCCUCUCUCGUACUGCUGUUGGCUGUUCUGUUAAGUUCAUGUGACGUGCCAGUAUCCCCCCUCCCCUUUACCCAUCUGCCCCCCCCACUCUUGCGCCCCCCCUUCAUGGAUCUUUAAGAUGACAACUCUAUGCAGAUGCUGUCUUUUAUAAGUGUGUCAAACUUUUAAUUUAAAAUAAAAACUGAAAAAAAAUCCCUGACAGACAUAUUGAAAUGAUGAUGACAAAAAAUGAAUAAAGAAAAGGAUUGUUAAGUGUAACUGUUGACAACAUAU